CUCGCUCGCGCUCCCGGGAGGCGAUAGAUGCGCGAGCUGUACUUUUCUACAGUGCGGGAGCGCACAGCACUUCUCGAGCUCAGUCCGAACGUCAAGUGAACGGCGUGCGGAAAACGCAGUGGGACUUCAACCUAGGAGAAGUUAAGGAGCCUGUAGUAUUGAUCGCAGCAGCUUGCACCUGGAUAAGCCCCAUCAUCAGCUCACGGAGAAGCAGAAGAAAGAAGAAAGUGUGUUCACUGGAAGCACGCGGUUGUUACAGAAGGAAGGCAAUAUGAUGGUGAAGCAGCAUAUGCUGUUUACCCUGUACAGCAUCUGCGGGAUCGUCCUUAAAGAUAUUCUCGCAGUUUCAGUGGCGGCCACGAAAAACAAAGUGAGAGGAGCCCCGGGCCAGUUCCCUAUCGUCCAGAACAUGACCGUGACAGAAGGAGGGACAGUCAACUUGACCUGCCGAGUGGAUCAUAAUGACAACACCUCCCUCCAGUGGUCAAACCCGGCACAGCAGACGCUCUUCUUUGGGGAUAAGAAAGCGCUGAGGGAUAACAGGAUCGAGCUGGUCCGAGCAACGUCGCAGGAAUUGACUAUCAGCAUCGGCGAGGUCACGCUGGGAGAUGAAGGGAUGUACACCUGCUCUCUCUUCACCAUGCCUGUCAAAACAGCCAAGGCCUUUCUCACUGUCCUGGGUGUGCCUAAGAAACCAGAGAUCAAUGGAUUCACUAAGCCUGCAAUGGAGGGAGAUUUCAUCACUCUGACCUGUGUGACCUCUGGCAGCAAACCUGCAGCUGAUGUCCGAUGGUUCAGGAAUGAAAAGGAGAUCAAAGGUGCCAAAGAGGUAAAUGCCAGUGGCAGGACGUUCACAGUAAAGAGUUCCCUGAAGCUCCAGGUGGACAGAAAUGAUGAUGGUGUGGCUUAUACCUGUAAAGUGGACCAUGUGGCCCUGACAGCUACGCCACAGCAGACCACAGAGGUGUUGGAGGUUCACUAUGCGCCACGUGUGGAGAUCAAACACUCCUUAACCAUCCCACAGGAGGGACAGUACCUGAAACUGGAAUGUGUAUCCAAAGGAAAUCCAUCGCCAGAUCCAGUGCUCUGGACUAAAGAUGGAGGUGAACUGCCGGAUCUGGACCGCAUGAUCGUUGAAGGACGAGAACUUACCUUCACGUCACUGAACAAAACAGACAACGGCACCUACCGCUGUGAAGCCAGCAAUCAUCUGGGCACCAAUCACGCUGAAUAUGUGCUGUUUGUUUAUGAUGCCCCCACAACACCGUCACCAUCCACAGCUCCCCUUGCACCCACCUCCCCAGACACUACAGGUCCCUUAGGCUCCAAGCACCUCAAACCUGCUAUCACCGGUAAGAGAGAUCCUAAUGCCCUGGAGCAACGUGGGCCAGAUCACGCUCUGAUUGGUGGAGUAGUCGCAGUUGUCGUUUUUGUUACUCUGUGCUUAAUUAUUGUAUUGGGACGCUACCUGGCACGACAUAAAGGCACGUAUUUGACAAACGAGGCCAAAGGAGCGGAUGACGCCCCGGACGCGGACACGGCCAUCAUCAAUGCAGACGGCAACCAUGCGCACGCAGAGGAAAAGAAAGAGUAUUUCAUUUAGACUGCGGGCGGUACUUCAUUCCUUUCCUCCUAUCGUCCCUUCACUCGUUCCUCCCGACAUCGUGUAGGAACGUCCUCAGACAACAGUGGAUUAUUUUCCUCUUUUGAUUUUAUUUUUAUUUUUCAGUUCGGUUUUGCCUUCAAUAACAGCUCUUCGAUUUCACCUGCUACUUAAUUGUAACUUAUUUGCAAAUGAGCGACUUAUUUGCUGAAGAUGUCACCUUUUGUAACCAUUAUAUAGCUGUAACACACCCCAGGAUAGUCCACAAAUCUCCAAAUAUGAAAAAGAGAAAUGAUCUGCAGCUAUUUUUCAGUAAGGACUCACCUCCAUUAUUUCACAGUGCCUAAAUAUACAGACGUCCUUUAAGUUUAAUCAAUGCCUUCAUGUUUGUCAGUAGCCUGGUUGCUUACUUUGUAUCUUCAGCGUUAUGAUUUUUUUAAUAAUGUUCUGUGCUCUGUUGUUGCUUUUAUUUUUUGAAUAUUUCUGACUUUUUAUUUGGUUGAGAUUCAUGCCGAAUCCAUUUAUUGUGAUGUUUCUCCAAAAAAAAAAAAAAAAGAUGUACAGUAGUCAAAAUAUACUGAGACUUGAAAUAAGGGAGGUUCCCUUUUUAUUCUGCAGAUUUUUAGGUGUUAAUAAUGUUAUCGGUACGUAGAGAUGCUCCAUUCUCCAAAUUACCAUUACAUGAUGUGAAACUGACCAACUCACACUAAAUCAGUAUUUUGUACUUGAAAUGUAGAUAUUGGUAAGUAAAUGAAUAGUUCCAGAGACGGUCUUAGUGAAUUUCACCCUUGUAUUAUAGGUUAACCAACCCUAGUCACCAAAUAAACUUUAUAGUGGGUUAGUGAAUCAGCAAACAGGCCAGAAAGAACACACCCCCUCUUUUCUUUAAUUGGUUCAUAUUCCUGCACUGAUUGUCUCCUGGCUAUAUGGAGCGUUGUCAUGGCAACAGAUCCACGGCUGUGUGAUGAAGCAAUGGGAAUCGUACUAUAUGUCAUCUUUUCAACUGUUUACACAACCGUUGUGCCGAAGAUUCUCAUAACACCAGAGGAGAAGUAAAACAUUAAGUUUAUUAAAAAGCGCAACUGUAUUUCAGUGCCGUUAAACCUUCAUCACUCUGAUCAAUAAAGUUAUUUACAAAUAAAAACAAAAAGUGUCGCCCACCUGCUCACCUUUCCACUGGUUUUCCGCCAAACAAAAAAACAAGCACAAGAUAACUUACAGUAUGAACGAGGUCCGAACACUUAAGUGAUCGAGUUUUCAUAAAAAAAAAAAUAUUUGUCUUUACCCAAACCAUACAGAUACCUUGAUGUACUACGGUCACUGACGUUGCAAAUUAUGUUGAUAAAUGGUUGGAGCGUUUCUGAAAUUGCGGUAUCUUUUCUGUUCUUAACGUUGAUUUCUACAACGAAUAGCCAACCUUGCUAAGGCUGUAUGAUAUAUCUGCUAAAUGUGGUAACUAGUGAAAAUUGUUGUUAGACUUUGGGAUCCCUAAUACCAUCAAGUUUGUAUAUUAGCUGAUUUAAAUAUUGGUGGGGAAUUUGUUUUCAUCUUAUAUCGUCGAUUUUUAACGUCAUAACUUUUUCUUUCAGCUCAAGGCAUGUAUAUACUGUAUAAGUAUCACAUUUUGGUAAAAAAAGGCAUUUUUUGAAUGAUUUUUUGUUUUACUCACAAUGUAAAUUAUUUCAUUUUGCUUAUCGAAAGCCACAGUGAGUACGAAGCAUUUAUGAGUAUAAAGGCACAGCUGCGCAUUUGUUGAAUGGGAAAAUUUUAGCAUUCUGUAAAUGAUGAAGAUUAGCAUUCAUGGCUACCAGCAUUACUGUCUGUAAGUUGUUGUUUUAUGUCAUUUUCACAUAGACAGAUAUCACUGACGCUUUUAAAAAAACAAUAGCUCAAGCUUUAAAUUUUCAAAGUAGACUAUCCAAAAUGUUUUUUUUUAAUAUUGUUUAUCCAUAAUAAACCACAAUAACAUAUCACUUCCAUAUACAAGUAUCUUACUCAACUGUAAUUGUCUUAUAUCCCUACUUUUUGUGACUAUAUUAAUUGGUAGAAUGGUUGGGUUCACUGGGCUGUGUGUUAACCAGAUAAUGUUAAAGCUACAACAAUAAAAAUCAGUUCACACCAUAAAAUUGAUCAACAUUAUGAAAUGAAACGCAAUUGCUUACAGUAUACUACUGUAAAGAUUACCCUGAAUUUAUUAGUGUUUUUUCUCCUGUUUCUGUCAUUCUCAGUGUACAAUAGACUACGAUGUGUCUGCAUAAUGACUGCUAACAAUUUUUACCAAUCUCUGAUGGUGAUACUGACCUAUUGCUGCCUUUUGUGGUCAGUGAAUCACAUGCUAUUAUCAAAACAAUAUAUAUAUAUCCAACUGCUCAGAUUUUGAAUGGUUACAGUUACAUGCUCAACAUUUCCAACAAUGAAUAAAUCAGCUUCUUUUAUCACCACGA
Messenger RNA from Misgurnus anguillicaudatus (oriental weatherfish), 4047 nucleotides. RefSeq names its product cell adhesion molecule 2a (gene cadm2a). Gene Ontology annotation, biological process: homophilic cell-cell adhesion. NCBI's taxonomy places the organism in Eukaryota, Metazoa, Chordata, Actinopteri, Cypriniformes, Cobitidae. The record is from RefSeq and is a predicted model, not a curated record.